This is a messenger RNA of Saccostrea cuccullata (small rock oyster), 372 nucleotides long. RefSeq names its product fucolectin-like. The record is from RefSeq and is a predicted model, not a curated record. Bases 1 to 372 code for a protein of 123 amino acids. NCBI's taxonomy places the organism in Eukaryota, Metazoa, Mollusca, Bivalvia, Ostreida, Ostreidae. The transcript is spliced from 3 exons.
AUGCCUCAAAUGAUGAAAAAAUGUAAUGCUAUCAAUGGCUUUCUUACAGACUUCUCUCAUACCAGCAAAGAAAGAUUCCCAUGGCUUAGAAUUGAUCUAGGAAAGACCUAUGAAGUUCAAGAAAUAGAAGUCUUCGCCAGACCAGAUUGCUGUGGUGGACGACUUCGAAGCAUAGACGUCAAAGUGGACAAAGAACCGUGUUCUGACUCGAUGGUCUUUUGUGGUCAUUUCUGUGGACCUGCAAACGUUGGAGAAAAGUUUUCUGUAUGGUGCCCUUCUAAUACAACUGGCCGAUAUGUACAUAAACAGGUCGUGGGAGGAUCGGAGACUUACUUAGACCCGGCAGAGGUGGCUGUUUGGGGACAUUUGUAA